Molecule: messenger RNA, 1825 nt
Organism: Owenia fusiformis
Lineage: Eukaryota; Metazoa; Annelida; Polychaeta; Sabellida; Oweniidae
Source: the annotation of a GenBank genome assembly
AUCAUAUCAAUCAGUACAGUGUAACCUAGUAGACUUUAUAAAUAAAAUAAAAUGUACUGUUCUUAUACAUUAGAAAAGAAGUAAUUUUAUCAAGCGAUUUCUACAAGAUGACAGCAUUUGCAUGGGGAUUAGGCAAAUCAGGACAACUUGGAAAUGGAAAACAAGAAAAGUGCAUCCUUCCUCAAGAAAUGAUUUGGAAAUGUGGAAAUAAAAAACACAAAAUUGUUGAAGUAGAAUGUGGGGCUUUGUACACCUGUGUGUUGACAUCAAAGGGGGAGCUUUAUAGCACAGGGUGUGGCAAAUAUGGGAGGCUGGGCACAGGGCAAGAGAAUGAUGUUGCAACUCUGACUCGUGUUCCUGUAGAUGGAAUAGUUGUAAAGUUUUCCUGUGGGAUAUGGCAUGGUUGUGCUGUGACUGAUAAAGGGAAACUAUGGGGAUGGGGAAACAACAAAAAACAAAUACUAGGAGCACCCACUCAGUAUUCCACCUUGACCUCAGGACCAAUACCAAUAGAUAUCCCUGGUAAAGUGAUUGGUGUAUCAUGCGGAAACAAUUUCACAUUAGUGUGGACUGAAAAUGGAUCACUCUAUAGUUGGGGCUCAGGACGUCAUGGUGUACUAGGUCAUGGGGAUUUUCGUGAUAAAAUAACCCCUACAAAAGUUGAAGAACUCAAAGAUAUUAAGGUUGUUUCCGGCAAUGCUGGAUUUGCGCAUUGCGGAGUUGUAACAGAUUGUGGUGAUGUAUACAUGUUUGGAAAAGGCUUUGAUGGAGAAUUAGGUCUAGGGUCAAAUUUUUUAAAAGAUGUUGCAGUACCAACCAAAGUGCCAUCUUUAGGUGGAAUAAAGGAGUUAAGCUGCAAUGUGGGCGAGAACCAUGGUCAUACACUUGCCAUAUCUCUACAAGGGGAUGUGUACACAUGGGGUGAUGGUUACAAAGGGAAGCUUGGUACAGGAAACCAGGACUCGUAUAACACACCACAGAAAAUUCCACGUGACAAUUUUUCUGGGGAUGAGAUAAUGCAUGUGUCUGCUGGUGGGAUACACAGUGCAGCAGUGAGCAAAGAGGGGAGAGUAUUCACAUGGGGGUGUGGGAGUGAUGGGAGACUCGGCCAUCCUGAGGCUGAGGGGCAUAGAUAUCUGUUUAGAUCUGACAUACCAAGAGUUGUGGAUAUUAUACAAGAUAAGGGAAAGGCACUGGGUGUAACAUGCUCAUAUUAUCACACCGCAUGUGUAAUCGAGUGAAUCAUGAUUUGAGAAUUCUGUUUUUAGGGAUGAACAAAUUUUGUCAGUUGUGGAAAAAGAAGCUUAAUCUUAUUAUGAUUUACCCUUCAUUUUUGUUUUCCCAUGAAAUUUCAAAAUGUUGAUUUGCCUUUCACUUGGAAUUUUGAAAAAAUCUGCUUUCUAUGAUAAUGAAAUUAACUUUGCUAUUCCCCAACCCUGUUAGCAUUUGGAUUGUGCCUCUUUAACACAAAACAGUCUUGAGACAAUAACAUGUUUACAAUUUAUUAAUUGACCUAAAGACAUGAAAUCUUGCAACCCCUGCAAUUUACAUUUUUAUUUAAUUGGUUUCUAAUAAACUAGAUAACGAUUGUAAUUUAGCACUGUUCAUCUUCAAGGCAUCAUGCAUUUAAAUUAAAAUCGACACGAUUUGGAUGGACCUUGCAAUAAAUAAUUUGACGAAUAACAUUAAUAAGUCAAAUAUAAACAAGCAAUCUAUCAAACUUUUUCUUUUCCUUUUUCUGUUUGAAUUGCAUAUGACACAUUGAAAUGCCAAAUGUCAGGUAAUGGGGUUCUACCAGGAUUAAAUACUUUAGGUACACUUAAUU